Telopea speciosissima is the source of this 2214-nucleotide messenger RNA. RefSeq names its product probable auxin efflux carrier component 1c. Gene Ontology annotation, cellular component: plasma membrane; endoplasmic reticulum. Lineage: Eukaryota; Viridiplantae; Streptophyta; Magnoliopsida; Proteales; Proteaceae. Gene Ontology annotation, molecular function: auxin efflux transmembrane transporter activity. Gene Ontology annotation, biological process: auxin polar transport; auxin export across the plasma membrane. The transcript is spliced from 6 exons. The coding region runs from base 116 to 1921 and encodes 601 amino acids. The record is from RefSeq and is a predicted model, not a curated record.
UGUCCUGCUUCUUCUUCUUCUUCUUUCUCUUCUUUCUCCACAUCUCCUUCACCUCCCUUUUUAACAUCAGUAGUUCGUUAAAUCCGUUAAAGAGUUAGUUAGAAGUUUAGUGAAGAUGAUUACGUUAUUAGAUUUCUACCAUGUGAUGACUGCGGUGGUUCCUCUCUACGUGGCCAUGAUCUUAGCUUACGGCUCUGUAAAAUGGUGGAAGAUCUUCACACCUGAUCAGUGUUCCGGCAUCAAUCGUUUCGUUGCCCUCUUCGCAGUUCCACUCCUUUCCUUCCAUUUCAUCUCCACCAACGAUCCUUACUCCAUGAACCUACGCUUCAUCGCUGCAGACACUCUUCAGAAGCUCAUUGUCUUAGUAGUCCUCUUCGUUUGGUCUAUUUUCAGCAAGCGAGGUUGCCUUGAAUGGACCAUCACACUCUUCUCUCUCUCAACCCUUCCCAAUACACUCGUAAUGGGUAUUCCUCUGCUGAAGGGCAUGUAUGGAGAAUUCUCAGGUGCUUUAAUGGUUCAAAUCGUGGUGCUUCAGUGUAUCAUUUGGUAUACUCUCAUGCUCUGCAUGUUCGAAUACAGAGGAGCUAAGAUGCUUAUCACUGAACAGUUUCCAGACAUGGCUGGUUCAAUCGUGUCCAUUGCUGUUGAUUCUGAUGUGAUGUCGUUGGAUGGUCGAGAGCCUUUGGAGACUCAAGCGGAGAUUAAGGAAGACGGAAAGCUUCAUGUCACUGUUAGGAAAUCGAAUGCUUCGAGGUCUGAGAUCUUUUCACGGCGGUCUCAGGGGCUUUCGACGACGCCUCGGCCGUCUAAUUUGACGAAUGCGGAGAUUUACUCUCUGCAAUCGUCUCGGAACCCAACACCACGAGGGUCGAGCUUCAAUCACACCGAUUUCUAUUCAAUGGUCGCCGGUGGUCGAAAUUCCAAUUUUGGAGCUGCAGAUGCUUAUGGACUUGCAGCUUCAAGAGGGCCAACUCCCAGGCCGUCAAAUUACGAAGAAGACAAUAGCGGCAAGGCGAGGUUCCAUUAUCAUGGAACGGGUGGGACGCAUUACCCUGCACCGAACCCAGGCAUGUUCUCUCCUCCUGGAUCGAAACCUUUAACUGCUGCUAAUGCUAAGAAGCCUAAUGGGCAAGCGCAGCAGAAAUCUGAAGAAGGGGCUAGAGAUCUUCAUAUGUUCGUGUGGAGUUCUAGUGCAUCUCCAGUUUCAGAUGUGUUUGGAGGUCAAGAAUAUGGAGUUGCAGAUCAGACGCUCAAAGAAGUGAGAAUGGCUGUUUCCCCUGGAAAAGUGGAGAAUCACAGGGAGAACCAAGAAGAGUACUUGGACAGGGACGAAUUCAGCUUUGGGAGCAGAGGAGUCGUCGACAGGGAAAUGAACAGUGGAGGACGCAAAGCAGGGGACAACAAAGCCAAAGCCAUGCCACCAGCUAGUGUCAUGACGAGACUUAUUCUGAUCAUGGUGUGGAGGAAGCUCAUUAGGAACCCAAACACCUACUCCAGCUUAAUCGGCAUCAUCUGGGCUCUGGUUUCAUUCAAAUGGAACGUUCAUAUGCCUGCCAUUAUAGCAGGAUCCAUUGCCAUACUGUCGGAUGCAGGCCUUGGUAUGGCCAUGUUCAGCCUGGGGCUGUUCAUGGCUUUGCAACCGAGGAUCAUAGCAUGUGGGAAUUCCAUUGCAACUUUUGCCAUGGCGGUGAGAUUCCUUACAGGACCAGCUGUCAUGGCUGCCGCUUCCAUUGCUGUUGGGCUUCGGGGUGUCCUCUUACACGUUGCCAUUGUACAGGCGGCUCUCCCACAAGGAAUCGUCCCCUUUGUCUUUGCCAAGGAAUACAACAUACAUCCUGAAAUUCUCAGCACUGCUGUCAUAUUUGGGAUGCUAAUAGCAUUGCCAAUAACACUUGUGUACUAUAUUCUACUGGGGCUGUGAGUCAUUGAAGGGAAAAGAAAAUUAUCUCGAGAGUCAUGAUAUGACCCCAGCACCAGAGAGAAGCUCAAAGGGAAGCCAUGGAUGUGAAGGAAUGAAUUCAGAAAGCAAGCAGCAAUGGAAGAUGAGAAAAUGUGGGUCGGAGAAUGUACCAAUGAUCUGUGCAUCUUCUUCUUCUUCAUCUUUUGAAUGGGUAGGUUGAAUGGGUAGGUGGGUGGGUGAAGGGGGUUUCUAGUAAAAUUGUAAAAUCAUCUUAGUUGUAUUCAAGUAUUCUCAAUCAAUCCUUUCUGGUCUCA